This is a messenger RNA of Lemur catta (Ring-tailed lemur), 1956 nucleotides long. RefSeq names its product ubiquitin conjugating enzyme E2 F (putative) (gene UBE2F). The record is from RefSeq and is a predicted model, not a curated record. The coding region runs from base 124 to 681 and encodes 185 amino acids. Gene Ontology annotation, molecular function: NEDD8 transferase activity. Gene Ontology annotation, cellular component: nucleus. Gene Ontology annotation, biological process: protein neddylation. Lineage: Eukaryota; Metazoa; Chordata; Mammalia; Primates; Lemuridae. The transcript has 10 exons.
CGCCGCCGGGAGCCGGUGCGGCUGUGAGGGGCCGCGUCUCGCCGCCGCCGCCCGGCCGGGCAUGGUGUUGGGCGCCGGGCCCGCCUCGCCUGUCUCCGGGUGCCCAGGGUAAAGGUGGCAGUAAUGCUAACGCUAGCAAGCAAACUGAAGCGCGAUGACGGUCUCAAAGGGUCCCGGACGUCAGCCACAGCGUCCGACUCCACUCGGAGGGUUUCUGUGAGAGACAAGUUGCUUGUUAAAGAGGUUGCAGAACUUGAAGCUAAUUUACCUUGUACAUGUAAAGUGCAUUUUCCUGAUCCAAACAAGCUUCAUUGCUUUCAGCUAACUGUAACCCCAGAUGAGGGUUACUACCAGGGUGGAAAAUUUCAGUUUGAAACUGAAGUUCCCGAUGCGUACAACAUGGUGCCUCCCAAAGUGAAAUGCUUGACCAGGAUUUGGCACCCCAACAUCACAGAGACAGGUGAAAUUUGUCUAAGUUUACUGAGGGAACACUCGAUUGACGGCACUGGCUGGGCUCCCACAAGAACACUGAAGGAUGUUGUUUGGGGAUUAAACUCUUUGUUUACUGAUCUUUUGAAUUUUGAUGAUCCACUGAAUAUUGAAGCUGCAGAACAUCAUUUGCGGGACAAGGAGGACUUCCGGAACAAAGUGGAUGACUACAUCAAGCGUUACGCCAGAUGAUGAAGGGGAAGCUUGCAGGCCCACGGACUGUGUUACAGUUUGUCUCUAACGUGAAACAGCAAGAGGUAGCCCCGCCUCUUCCCCGUCCUCACGCUCCCUCUCAGUCCCACUGGAUUGUCCCAGCCCUGUGACCAUGUUGUCCUGAAGAAGACCAUCUUCAUGACUGCCCAUUGUAGAUGGAGAAUUCUACAUAAAUACAGCAAGAACAUGUAUUUGGGUUUCUAAAGAGUUGUCUGCUUACCUUAACAUGUUUACUUUUUUGAAAUUGUACUGUAUAGGCUGUUGGUGAAAUUCUUGAGAAGUUGUAAUGAACUCAAAACUGAGGCUAGAGCUUGCUUACCCUUUCCCCAAACAAAAUUGGUUUCCUGCACAAGUGACGCUAAUGAUGUGUUCAGUGUAACUUGCAGAUUGGCAAUAAGAAACCCGCUACAAACUGUGAUUGGAGGCAAAUUCUCUUAGCUUCUUCCACGAAUGUUGGCCCUGCCUAGAUGUCGUGAAGCUUUCCAGAAUGCAUAGAGUCAUUCACUGUAGAUCUCUUAUUGAAAUGCGUAUUUUAUUUAAUGUAAGUAUAUUUUGAAACAGAUUUGUAAUUUGUACAAUUUAAUGCUUUAAUUAUUUUUUCUAUUCUCAUUUAGUUUGUAUUUUCAUUGUAUAGAGCAGACAGAAAGAUGUUGGGUCAAUCAACUAUUGAAGAGAAAUACAAACAAAGUAUGAAAGACACAUUAUUCAUUCUGUCCAAAUGCAACAAGAUUCUGGCUCUUAAAAAUCAGCUCUUGCUUUCAGGUCCAGAUGUGGCAAGGACAUUUCGGAGCCCUUUGAAGCUAGAUCUGGAUGAUAAAAAUAAAAGCAAACAAACAAAAAGGCAGGGAGCCCAUUCUCACAUGCUGCCCCGAGGAAGCUGGCCGGUGCUGGACCAGACGGGGGCUGGUGUUUCUGCGGUGUCAUGUGAUCGGGAGCAGUAGCCGAUUACCAGAGCGCCAGACCCUCGCUGUCCUGAGAGGCAGGAGAGAGAGAUACUCAGGAAUCAGCCCAGACAGUGUCUGAUGCCACUGAGACUGUGCCUGUGGCCUUCUUCUGAGUUUGCUGUGGCUCUGGCCCUUUCUGGGGGUGAGCCUGGGCUGUGGAGGACAGGAAUCAACAGCAGCAUGUGCCAUCCUCAGCCAGGCUCACUCGCGGCAGAGGAAGAGCCCCGAAGAGAGGCAAGUGGAUUUAUUCCAGCGUUUAGACCUUUGAUCCAGUGAAGUCAUAUGCAAAAUAAAUGUUUGUCUGGUUUCA